Messenger RNA from Suillus subalutaceus, 1087 nucleotides. RefSeq lists its product as uncharacterized. Lineage: Eukaryota; Fungi; Basidiomycota; Agaricomycetes; Boletales; Suillaceae. The coding region runs from base 1 to 930 and encodes 309 amino acids. The transcript has 4 exons. The record is from RefSeq and is a predicted model, not a curated record.
AUGGCGGCUCGGGAGCUAAAUCUCCAUAUUCGAGAGAAGCACAAUCUCGCGAGAGAUUUCCAGGCGUUGUAUGCCAGGAACUCUGGUUAUCAUGGUGGUCCGCACCGACCGGCAGCUUCUCCUCAAUCGUCCACAGGCAACUUGACGAGCACUCCUUCUGAAUCCACCAAUACACUGAGCACAGAAUCCGAUCUUACGCUGAGUACAAUUUCAAGCACACGGUUUUCUGUUUGGCUGCAGCAGAAUCCCGUUCGACCUCGCGCACCAACGACCAUUGACGAUAUUGCGCUAUCUCGUAAUCAUCGAACGGACUCUCCCAAGAUUUCUACACAGCAUCUUCGCAACUCAGUGAGAUUUCAGGUCCAGGAUUUGGUAGAUGAAUUUGAGGGCGUGGAUGCAGCAGCGAGACAGGCAUGCAUCAAAGGGAUGCGGUGCAUGCCCAUUUUCCCGGCACUGUACGCGCAUGUGUUUACGCACCUUAAUGUCUGCCCCCGCCAAGCCGAAAUGAGAAGAGAUUGGUUAUCACGGGACAACAUGUGGUGUCUUAUAAAUUUCAAGGCCAUCAAGGACGCGUUGUCUGGACUAAUGAACCAGGCUCAAGUGGAGUUGCACGUCUGUAACCAAUCUCUUACCGGCCAGUCCAGACUGCACGCGCUAGACAUUCAAGACAUUGGGGCAUUGAUUGCCAGUUGUUCAACCGACCCACAUGCUACUUCUCAGCUAAUUACGCUCAAAGACGAUAAGGGACAUCGAACUUCGCCACUGUCCUUACCCCUUGCCGUAUCCUCUUUUCUUCGCUUCGACUCUGCCAUCGUCAGGAGUGUAGUUCCCAUUGUGCGAGUGGACCUCGACGGAAUAUCUGGGUGCAUUAUUGGUUCUUUUGAUCCAUGGGUUCUGAACUCUGUUUUCAGAAUCAGGACCAUGGUGUAGCUGCCCAAGCGAAUUGUUUAUUGGCAGAUCUUGUUGUAGCUAAGAUUACUGCUAGCUACUUUAUUACUUGUACUCGAAUGUUGUACCGUGGUUCUGAUAGUCCCGAUAUUGUGCAUCCGCAACCCCAACAAGCAAGGAAAGAAAGCAAGCAUAGAGA